CAGGGCCGGGCAGCCCCGGACAGUCGGCGGGCGGCGCCGGGGGGGGCCGGGCUGGGGGGCCCCUUUAAAUGCGCGCGGUGACGUCACACAGCCGCGCGCUCCCCUGGGAGCACAACAAGAGCCACGCUCGCGGCCGCGGGGCGGGGCUGGGCGGUCUCCGCCAAUGAGCGCUCGCCCCGCGCGCCGGCCCCGCCCCGCAGUGCGCGCAGCGGCCCCGCAGCCCAGCCCGACCCGGCCCGGCCCCAGGAUGCGGGAGGCGCCCGCGCUGCCCCGCGGCCCCGCCGCGCCCGGCCCCGGCUCCGGCCCUGGCCCCGGCCCCGGCUCCGCGCCCGUCCCCGGCUUUCUCGCCAAGCUCUGGGCGCUGCUGGAGGACCCGGACAGCGACGACGUCAUCUGCUGGAGCAGGAAUGGCGAGAAUUUCUGCAUUCUGGAUGAGCAGAGGUUUGCCAAGGAGCUGCUCCCUAAGUACUUCAAACACAACAAUAUCUCCAGCUUCAUACGGCAGCUCAACAUGUAUGGUUUCAGGAAGGUGAUUGCUCUGGAGAAUGGUAUCAUUACAGCAGAGAAGAGCUCAGUCAUUGAAUUCCAGCACCCUUUCUUCAAGCAAGGGAAGGCACAUUUACUGGAAAACAUCAAGCGCAAGGUGUCUGCAGUGAGAACCGAGGAUCUCAAGGUCUGCACGGAGGAUUUGCACAAAGUCCUGUCCGAGGUGCAGGAGAUGAGAGAGCAGCAGAACAACAUGGAUGUCAGGCUGGCUAAUAUGAAGAGAGAAAAUAAGGCCCUGUGGAAAGAAGUGGCAGUUCUAAGGCAGAAGCACAGUCAACAACAGAAGCUGCUGUCUAAGAUUCUUCAAUUUAUACUAAGUUUGAUGCGAGGAAAUUACAUUGUUGGGGUCAAAAGAAAAAGGUCUCUCACAGACGCUGCAGGUGCUUCACCCUCCAAGUACAGCCGUCAGUAUGUCCGCAUACCUGUGGAGAGUGGCCAAGCUAUGGCUUUUUCUGAACAUAGUGCAGAUGAAGAGGAUGGAAAUGGCACAGGUCUCAUCAUCCGAGAUAUCACUGACACCCUGGAAAAUGCCACUGAUGGCCUCCUGGCCGUGGCACACACGAGUGGCAGAGCCAGAGAGCCACAGGCAGCUGUGGAUCCCGGCUUACCUCUUUGUCAAGUAUCACAGCCAAGUGAGUUAAAUUGUGCAGAACCUGUCCCACCAGUUCCUGUAAAUGAUGUCAGCAAAUCCAGUGAAAUAGGCAGUGCUGCUGUGGAACUCCAUACUGCACAACCAAAUGCUCCAGAGGACCCGGUGUCAGUGAUUGACUCCAUCUUGAAUGAGAACAACUCUGGAAAUCAAAAUGAUCCUUUGCUGGACAGAGAAGAAAUUCAGGAUUUUCUGAACUGCAUUGAUGCCAGCCUUGAAGAGCUCCAAGCAAUGCUGUCAGGGAAGCAGUACAACUUCGGUGCCGAAGCAUUCAGCGAUACAUUUAAUCCCGAGCUGCCAGCCCUGGAUAUGAACUUGAUGGAAACACCGCCUGGUAUGGAAAAUAUGGAAAACUUGACAGAGAGCACUGAAGGUCUGGGAGUGAGUGAGAGGGAAACAGCAGGAAGCAAAGAUAUGCAGCUGAUCCAGUACAGGGCCAACCCUCUGCUUUCCUUAUUUGAAGAACAACCCUCAGGUGAAGUUGCAGGAAAGAUGGAGGAUCCAAAAGACUUUCUGCUGCCUCCCCUGGAGGAGAAACCUGCUCUCCAGUCUCCAUCAGGCAGUGGAACCAUUGUGCCACUCACAGCUCCAGCAAGCCAGGCUGAGUCUCUGGACACCCUGGGAAUGGGUGAUCCACCUCUCCUCCCAGAGGAUGGGAAUGGAGAGUAUAAACUGUUUCCACUCCUGCUCCUUAGUCCUGUUGCUAACUUCAUAGAUGAGGCCUCUGAGAUAGAAACUUCUUGAACUCAGAAUAUCUGUAACUGGCUUAGUGCUGUGGAAUAGCCACCACAGGACUGGAGCAGCAAGAAGUGUGAGCUUUGUCCUCACCUGCUUCCUGGAGACCCUGUUCUGCACAGACAAAUGGAAGUUCUCUUGCUCCAAGCAAGGAGCACAUCUGGGAGAACUGAACACAAGCUCAGAACAAAAGCUGGUGGAGCAAAGGCACUAGGCAGAAGGGAAUAACAACCUCCCUGUAAACGUACCGCAGUGUAUUCCAUAACUUUUUAUCCAGUAUCCUUAUUGCAAGAGGAAAUCUGUUUGUAUCCUGUUUGUAAAGUUUGGCUGGGUUUUUUUUGUUGGGGGGGAUACUGUUUGUUUUUGUUAGCUGGAUAGUAAUGUGGUGUGUAAUAUUUUAAACCUGGGUUUACUCUUUGGAGAACCUGCUUCAAUAGGUGGCUUGUCUACUGUUUGGAAUUAAGUUGGUUUUAAAUUUCAUUUUUAAUUUGAGAUUUCUUUUUUUGAUGGUUUGUGGCUACAAUUGUUUGCAUCUGCUUAGAUAUCUUUCGUACUCCUAGAUCUGCUCCUAGGUAUAGGGAACAUUUUUCCUAUGGAAAAUGACAUUUUAACUGUGGAGUAUUACUUUUAACAUGCUAGCACACAUCCGUUGCCCCAGACUGUAGGAGUUGUGGUAGGAAGUGCUUGCCCCCUGCAUAGCUGAUUUCUCAUGCACAUUGCAUGGCAGUUCUGGGGUAACCUGCCCCCAGCUCACAGGUCAUGUGUCCUUGGAGAUGGUCAGUAGGACUGAUUCAUGUCUAGGAAAGGCCAGCAGCUGCCCCUAAAAUGAGAAGGGGAGCCCUGGGGCUUUGUGCUGUGGUUUCUGCCUGUGGAAUCUUAAAGCCAAAUUAACCAGAUGCAUCUGAGUCCUUUGACAGCGAAUUACAAAAUGUAGUGUCUGCUUCAUCAAAACGUCUCUCCCCAGAAUUUCUUUCUGCACUGUUUUCCCAAGUUCUGUGAGCAGCUGCACUGUGGAGCCCAGCCCUGCUGUUCCCCUGUGCUGGUACUGAGUGUGUCGCAGUUACACGAGCCCACACAAACCUGCUGUGUGCUGAAGCAACACAGAACUGCUGGGGCUGCAAGAGGCCUGGAUGCAGGUAGAAACCCCCUUGAAUAAUGUCACCUGAUAUUUCCUACCAGCACAAUUACUUGAAAUUUUUUUCCAGUUUGGGGAAUUCAGGCUACCUACAGGCUUUGUUCUCUCUGAAGUUCCUGAACUAAUAAGUAUUGAGCUCUUUUAUAUUCAAGAAUACAAAGUAAUUAGACAUCCUGAAGCCUGCUAGAUAAUAAUGCAUGUUACCUGUGCUGGCCUGACUUCGUUGGAUUUGUGCUUCACUGUCAAAUCUAUGAGCUGCAGAGGAAGGUCCUGCUCCUGAAUGUGUGUGUCUGUGUAACGCCUUCAGUGUCAUUUAUUCCCGUGUUUUUACCUGUUCUUACCUCGUUACCCUUCGUGUUUCCAUCUUUUGAAUUGCCUUUUGUCAAGUUUGUAUUAUUCGAGCCUUUCACAGUCUUUCACUGACUUGAGGCCAAGGGCUGAAUAGUCUCAAGUUUUCGUGAGCUGAAGGGAGUGGGGGGUGGUGAGCAAGUUACAUCUGUCCCGGGUCUGGUUUGGUUUGUUGAUUCCUCUCCAAAGGCCACAAUUUUGCCAAGAGUGAAACAGUAAAUAUCAGACCUUUCUGGUGUGCUGUUUGACAACACCAUGCAGACAGCAGAGUUCUCUGGGAGGCUGCUCUGUGCCUCUCACUUCCUGCCCAAGUUGGAUGGUAGUUCCUGUAAAGGGUUGGUGUCAUGUUCUUCCGUCAUGGAGUCCUCUCCCCUGAGUGCAUCUCACCCUCGGGGGUUGGGUCUGAGUGCAUCAUGGGUUCUUACUACACUUUCUCUCCCAAGAAGUUAAGAAACCAAGGCUUAUGAAAACUGUAAAAAAAAAAAAAAGCUUGUGCAUCUGUGUAUCUGGUUUAUGUACCGGUCUGGGAAAAGUGUUUAUUUAUGCAAGUUUCCUACAAAAGAUUGCAGUGGAAAGGAGAAGGCUGAAUACCAAGAAAAACCCACAUGCUGAAGUAAUUAAAUGCAAGAAUUGCAAAACCAUUA
Molecule: messenger RNA, 4057 nt
Organism: Pipra filicauda (Wire-tailed manakin)
Lineage: Eukaryota; Metazoa; Chordata; Aves; Passeriformes; Pipridae
Product: heat shock factor protein 3-like
Exons: 13
Coding region: 164-1939 (591 amino acids)
Biological process (GO): regulation of DNA-templated transcription
Molecular function (GO): sequence-specific DNA binding; DNA-binding transcription factor activity
Source: RefSeq, a predicted model, not a curated record